This is a messenger RNA of Candida tropicalis MYA-3404, 759 nucleotides long. RefSeq names its product ubiquinone biosynthesis protein. NCBI's taxonomy places the organism in Eukaryota, Fungi, Ascomycota, Pichiomycetes, Serinales, Debaryomycetaceae. The record is from RefSeq and is a predicted model, not a curated record. Gene Ontology annotation, molecular function: lipid binding. Gene Ontology annotation, biological process: ubiquinone biosynthetic process. The transcript has a single exon. Bases 1 to 759 code for a protein of 252 amino acids. Gene Ontology annotation, cellular component: mitochondrial inner membrane.
AUGUUAUCCCGUGGUUUCAAAUUGACUAGCAAGAGAGUUAUAAAUCCUAUAUUGUUUAGAUCAUAUCAUUCUACUGAUCAUAUAGGUUCUAAUACUAUUUUAAAUCAAUCUACUAUUGAAUCUAAAAUUUUAAAUACAUCACUUAAAUAUAUUCCUGAAUAUGGAUUUGAUCAAAAAUGUAUAACUAAAGCUAUUCAAGAAUUAAAAUAUCCUGAUUCUUUAAAUAGUGUUAUUUCAUUUAAUGAUAAAAGUCCAGCUUUACAAAUGAUGUUAUAUUGGUUGAAAUUACAAAGAUCAAAAUUAGAAACUUAUGUAAUUGAACAUGCACAAGAAUUAGAUUCAAUGAAAAAUGAUUAUGAAAGAUUAAAUCAUUUAAUUAAAAUUAGAUUAAUGUAUAAUGAACCAAUAUUAAAAGAAUUACCUCAAGGUAUUGCCCAAUUGAUUGUUCCAUAUAAUUUAGGAUCUGGAUUAGAACAAAUACAUGAAUUAAGUGAUGAUUUGGCAUUUUAUUCUGGAGAUGAUAGUCAUGAUUUUAGUUGGUAUAGUAAGAGAUUAGGUAUAAGUACUAUUUAUGUUAGUUCAGAAUUAUUUAUGGUGAAUGAUACUUCUAAAGAUUUUGAAAGAACUAAACAAUUUGUUGAUAAUAAAGUAAAAGAUUUUGAAAAAUUAGGAAAUGGUUAUAAUGAUGUCGAACAAUGGUUAGGUUUUAAUGCUAUUUCUUUAGUAAAUUUAAUUAAAUCUCAAUUGAACAGAGGUUGA